AUGUCAGAGGACAGGAUAGCCCAGAGCUAGGAUUACACACAGAUCACCAUCCAGAAUUUCUCCUACAGGUGGACCAUCAGCAGCUUUUGUUUUAUUCUGGAGGAAAUUCGGGAACACAUUAGAAGCCCAACUUUCUUAAUAAGUGCCUAUGACAAAUGGUGUUUGAGAGUAAACCCAAAGGGAGUGGAUGAAGGAAGUGUAAAUUACCUGUCAGUUUACCUAGUGUUGCUCAGCUGUCUAAAGAGUCAUAUUUGGGCAAAGUGGGGGAGCCAGAAGGGCUUUAGGUUCUUGCCAUGCUGGCACUGGGGAUUCAAAAAGUUCAUCCUUUUAAAUUUCCUCUUAUCCCAUGCUUCUUUGGUUCUCGCAGAUGAUGGGUUCAUCCUUCUCUGCAAGGUGAGCGAGGUCCAGGACUCCUUCAGCCUCUCUGACCAGAACACAAUGGCAGGGAUGCAGGUUCCAAGCUGCACAUUGGCAGAUGAGCUAGGAGAGCUGUGGGAAAAUUCCCGAUUCACAGACUGCUGCCUGGUGGUAUCUGGCCAGGAAUUUCAGGCUCACAAGGCCAUCUUAGCAGCUCACUCUCCAGUUUUCAGAGCCAUGUUUCAACAUGACAUGAAGGAGAGCAAAAGUAGUCGCGUCGAGAUCCAUGACCUGGAGCCGCAAGUCAUUAAGACAAUGAUGGACUUCAUUUACACCGGAAAGGCACCAGACCUGGAAAGCAUGGCAGAUGUUCUGCUGGCAGCUGCUGACAAGUAUGGCCUGGAGCGUUUGAAGGUCAUGUGUGAGGAUGCCCUCUGCAGGGACCUCUCUGUGGAGAAUGCUGCCCACACUCUCUUCCUGGCUGACCUCCACAGCUCAUGGCAGCUGAAAACCCUGGCACUGGAUUUCAUUACAGCUCAUGUUUCUGAGGUCUCUGAGACCUUAGGCUGGAAGAUAAUGGAGGGCUCAUACCCCCACUUGGUGGCUGAAGCUUAUGGCUCCCUGUCUUCUGCACAGGAUACUUUCCUGGAGCCCCCACUCAAACGCAUGAAGCGAUCCUAG
This is a messenger RNA of Peromyscus californicus insignis, 1038 nucleotides long. RefSeq names its product speckle-type POZ protein-like. Gene Ontology annotation, cellular component: nucleus; cytoplasm. The record is from RefSeq and is a predicted model, not a curated record. Lineage: Eukaryota; Metazoa; Chordata; Mammalia; Rodentia; Cricetidae. The transcript has 2 exons. Gene Ontology annotation, biological process: proteasome-mediated ubiquitin-dependent protein catabolic process; regulation of proteolysis. Gene Ontology annotation, molecular function: ubiquitin protein ligase binding.